GAAUUUGAUGACUCAUCCCUUUCUCUCUCUCUAUAAACUCUGACGCGUCCUCACUUCUUCAUUCCUCCCAUUCCCUUCUCUCCUCUGAAUUUUUCUUCUCAUUGAGAUCUCUCUACUUUCUAUCUCAACCUCUCUCUCUCUCUCUCUUGUUAAGGGUUCUGCGGAGGCAGGGGGACUGAUAAGAAAACAAAAAUGGUGAAGAUUUGCUGCAUUGGUGCUGGAUACGUUGGUGGGCCAACCAUGGCAGUUAUUGCCCUCAAAUGCCCUGAGAUCCAGGUAGCCGUGGUGGACAUCGCCGCACCGAGAAUCAAUGCCUGGAACAGCGAGCACCUCCCAAUCUAUGAGCCUGGCCUUGAUGAAGUGGUGAAGGAGUGCAGAGGAAGGAACCUCUUCUUCAGCGUUGAUGUAGAGAAACAUGUAGCCGAGUCCGACAUAGUAUUUGUCUCUGUGAACACCCCGACCAAGACUCAGGGUCUCGGAGCUGGCAAGGCAGCUGAUCUGACUUAUUGGGAGAGUGCGGCUCGGAUGAUUGCCGAUGUAUCAAAAUCAGACAAAAUCGUGGUUGAGAAAUCAACUGUCCCUGUUAAAACAGCUGAGGCAAUUGAGAGGAUUCUAACUCAUAACAGGAAAGGGAUCAACUUCACAAUCCUGUCCAACCCUGAGUUCCUCGCGGAGGGUACAGCUAUUAAAGACCUUUUCAAUCCGGAUCGAGUCCUUAUCGGAGGCAGGGAGACUCCGGAAGGCCAAAAGGCCAUUCAUGCUUUGAGGGAUGUGUAUGCUCAUUGGGUUCCUGUGGAGCGAAUUCUCUGCACCAACUUGUGGUCUGCUGAGCUUUCGAAGCUCGCAGCCAAUGCUUUCUUGGCCCAAAGGAUCUCCUCAGUGAACGCUAUCUCUGCGCUCUGCGAGGCCACCGGCGCAGAUGUCACCCAGGUGUCCCAUGCCAUAGGGACAGACUCUAGAGUUGGACCAAAGUUCCUGAAUGCCAGUGUUGGCUUCGGCGGCUCUUGCUUCCAGAAGGAUAUUCUGAACUUGGUCUAUAUCUGCGAGUGCAACGGCCUUCCGGAGGUAGCGAACUACUGGAAACAGGUGAUCAAGGUUAACGACUACCAGAAAACACGGUUCGUGAACCGAGUUGUUUCCUCGAUGUUCAACACUGUCUCCGGGAAGAAGAUUGCCAUACUAGGCUUUGCCUUCAAGAAGGACACUGGUGACACCAGGGAGACCCCGGCGAUCGAUGUGUGCAAGGGCUUGUUGGGCGACAAGGCAAAGCUGAGCAUAUUUGAUCCGCAGGUAACCGAAGACCAGAUCAUAAGGGAUCUUUCGAUGAAGAAAUUCGACUGGGACCACCCUGCACAUCUCCAACCACUUAGUCCUACCAACAACAAGCAAGUGACUGUGGUUUGGGAUGCGUAUGAAGCAAUUAAGGAUGCACAUGGAAUUUGCAUUCUCACCGAAUGGGACGAGUUCAAGAAGCUUGAUUACAAGAAAGUCUAUGAUAGCAUGCAGAAGCCUGCAUUUGUUUUUGAUGGAAGGAAUGUUGUUGAUGCUAACAAGCUCAGGGAAAUUGGAUUCAUUGUUUAUUCUGUUGGAAAGCCACUAGAUUCAUGGCUCAAGGACAUGCCGGCAGUGGCUUAGAUUGGAUCAUCCUAUUCUUGCAUUUUGGAAGCUGGAAUUUGAAGGGGGGGAUCCUUCAUAGAGAGAAUUCGAUGAUAUAUUAUAUAUGUAGUUUAGAUUUAUGUUUUUCGAUUGUAUUUUCUUUAAUGUUACGUAUGAUAUGAUCAGGUGUUAUAUGCAAUUUGUUAGAGGAGCCUAAUUGCCUAAGAUAUUGUCUUUAGCUAUAGGCAAAAGAAAAAAAAAAUGAUAUUUGUUGAUCUGGUUGAAUGUAAUAAGUUGACUAAUGAGGGAAUUUUAUACAAUGAAUAUCUUUUUUA
Messenger RNA from Arachis duranensis, 1931 nucleotides. Its product is annotated as UDP-glucose 6-dehydrogenase 4. The transcript is spliced from 2 exons. NCBI's taxonomy places the organism in Eukaryota, Viridiplantae, Streptophyta, Magnoliopsida, Fabales, Fabaceae. Gene Ontology annotation, molecular function: UDP-glucose 6-dehydrogenase activity; NAD binding. The record is from RefSeq and is a predicted model, not a curated record. The coding region runs from base 193 to 1635 and encodes 480 amino acids. Gene Ontology annotation, cellular component: nucleus; cytosol. Gene Ontology annotation, biological process: glycosaminoglycan biosynthetic process.